AUGGAGAAUACCCCCUCUCGAUACGAUAUUUUACGACGCAUUGAGACUUUAGCUGCAGAGUUUUUGGAGUCACUUUCGAAUGGAAACGUUUUGAAAUUAAAAGCUCUGAAACGCACCUCAUCAUCGAUGGUCUACGAUCGCGAGAAUCAGCGGCAAAUUCAUAUGAAGGAAACCCGCUUAAUAACGCUGAAUCGACAGGGAGGCAGGAAGUACACUGGAAUCUGGCUUAUUUUGCAGACUGCACAUUCACUGUUGGCUGAAAAUAAAACUGCUACUCAGCGAGACGUGUAUUACCUGCACCCAUUCUUUAAAGGGCAGAGCGAGGCUGAUGAAGCCAUUCUAGACGCAGGAAGUAUUUUGGGCGUUUCAAGAGGGUCGAUGAAUAUCAUAGCUGCAACUAAAGGUUGUUUUACGGGAGACAUAAGCAUCCUGCGAGAUGGGGAGUGGAGAUAUUUUGGAAAUGGAGAAGAGACUUCAAUUACUCAUGAGCUUCUGCAGCUUAAGCAAUCCGAACUGAGAAGCAAUGCAAAAAUCAUUCUUGUAAUUGAAAAGGACGGGAUUUUUAAUCGUUUGAGAGAGGACAAAUUUUUUGACGUGGUCCCAAGCAUAUUGGUGACUGGGAAGGGUUUUCCCGAUCUGGCAACGAGAGUGUUUGUGAGUUUGCUGAGCAAAGCACUUCGAAUUCCUGUACUUGGUGUCUGCGACUGCAACCCAUUUGGCCUUUCCAUAAUACUCACGUAUAAACUAGGUUCAGCGCGCAUGCCACUGGAGUCGCUUCAAUAUGCGGUCGACAUAAAGUGGAUCGGCGUUCGACCAUCUCAAAUUUCAAACAUUGCCUUGCCAGCAUCAUCCUUCAAAGUUCUUUCUCGAAAAGACGUUGCCGUAGCGAAUUCAUUGAUGCGUGCAAGCUUCAUACAGGCGGACAUGCAUUUCAGAAACGAGGUUCAUAUGUGGCUAGGCGACGCGCUACCCUGGAAAAUUGAACUCGAGGCUCUUCAUUGCUUAGGUUUCACAUUUUUAACCUCAUUCUUACAGAGGUGUAUCGAGAAAGGCGACUUUAUCUAA
Molecule: messenger RNA, 1065 nt
Organism: Plasmopara halstedii
Lineage: Eukaryota; Oomycota; Peronosporomycetes; Peronosporales; Peronosporaceae
Product: type ii dna topoisomerase vi subunit a 2
Exons: 15
Coding region: 1-1065 (354 amino acids)
Biological process (GO): meiotic DNA double-strand break processing; reciprocal meiotic recombination; meiotic DNA double-strand break formation
Cellular component (GO): nuclear chromosome
Molecular function (GO): DNA binding; DNA topoisomerase type II (double strand cut, ATP-hydrolyzing) activity; ATP binding
Source: RefSeq, a predicted model, not a curated record